Zingiber officinale is the source of this 2807-nucleotide messenger RNA. RefSeq names its product cysteine-rich receptor-like protein kinase 5. Gene Ontology annotation, biological process: protein phosphorylation. The transcript has 8 exons. The record is from RefSeq and is a predicted model, not a curated record. The coding region runs from base 16 to 2607 and encodes 863 amino acids. Lineage: Eukaryota; Viridiplantae; Streptophyta; Magnoliopsida; Zingiberales; Zingiberaceae. Gene Ontology annotation, molecular function: ATP binding; protein kinase activity.
UUUUUUGUUUUCACAAUGAGAAGUUCUGUUUUAAUUCUGUUUCUGUUCGUCGCUCUUCCUGCCGCCACAGGUCAAGUGCUUCCCGUCUCCAACUGCAGCAGCGGUGGUGGCGGCGGCGGCCGAUUUGGCGAGAGCCUCGGCGCCCUCUUCUCCUCCCUCGCGUCCCUCUCCUCCUCCUCCAACGCCGCGAAUGACACCACAGGCGCCGGCGCAGACGCAGCCUACGGCCUCUACAUGUGCCAGGGAGACCUCUCCGGCCCCGCUUGCCAGGGCUGCUUGCUGACGGCGAUCGCCGGCAUCAACCAGACCUGCGCCGGCGCGAGGCGGGGCGUCAUCUGGUACGACAUCUGCUUGCUCCGCUACUCCGACAACAACUUCUUCGGGGAAGUGGAAUCCGGCGGCAUCAACAUGAGCAACCCCCGCCAGCUGACCAGCUCCAUGGAGCCCUACCAUGUGAUGACGGCGCUGGUUGAAGUGGCGGCUUCCCGGCGGCCGCUGAUGUUCGCGGCCAACGCCUCCGACCUCUACCCGAUCUUCGCCAUCGCCCAGUGUACCUCCGACCUCACCUCCGCUGGCUGCCGGCGCUGCCUCACCUCGAUCUUGGCCUUCAUGCGGACCUGCUGCCUCGGUCACAAGGGCUGGCGCUACAUCGCCCCGAGCUGCUGGAUUCGAUACGAGGCCACCCCCUUCUUCGACGUCACCGUCUACAACGAGAUCAUCCGCAGCCGCUGCUCCGCCGACGACUUCCCCGCUCCUCUUCUGGCCUCCGAUGAGACGAAGCUCGAAACCCUAGUCGCACAAUUGGGAUCCAGCGCCCGUUUGAGCGGCUUCUACAACGCCACAUCAGGGGAUCGGAACUCCAGUAAUCUGUUCGGCCUUGCGCUUUGUCGCGAAGACUCAGCGGCACUUCCGAGCGGAGCGUGCACGAGUUGCCUCUACAGAGCAAGCACCGCUAUGGCGGGCGAGUGCCCGAAUAAGACGCAGGGGAUCAUGUGGUACGACGAUUGCUUGUUGCGGUACUCAAAUCAGAGCAUUUUCAACGUGGUGGACGGCAACGGGCAAACGUUCUGCAGCGAGCAGAGCGUCUCGCUGGAAACCGACAAUUUAACCAUGAGCGGAGCUUCGGCUCUCGUCGGAGUGGCGGUUGGCAGGGCGUCGUUGUUCGCUUCCGUCGUUAUCACGAUUAGCAACGCUGAUACGAGCUACGUGAGUGUGCAAUGCACGAGGGAUCUUAGCAGGGAGAGUUGCCGGACCUGCUUGGCGAACGGAAUGAACAGGAUCGCGACUGAUUGCCGCCAGAGGAAAGGGUGGCAGUUCUUGUCGGGGAGCUGCAUGAUUAGAUACGAGGUGUAUCCUUUCUUUAACCUGAGUACAGCUCCGCCACAGGCCGCCCCUCAGCUGCCACCUAGUGGUGGUGGUGGAGGCACUUCGCAAGGAGGGAGACGCAGGAGAUCAUCAAAUGUUAGAAUCAUUGCUUUCGCUCUCCCAAUUGCUGGACUUCUUCUGCUUGGAAUUCUUCUCUUCCAUGCAUGGAAGCUGAGAAGAAACAGAGUGAGCAAGAACCUUAAGCUAGAAGAUUUCAUUACUGGAGAUGUGUCCUUGAUAGAUUUGCACAUCAUCCAAUUGGCUACUAGCAAUUUUUCCAAUGAAAACAAGCUUGGGGAAGGUGGAUUUGGACCUGUUUAUAAGGGGGUGUUGCAUGAUGGAAAAGAAAUAGCAGUAAAAAGAUUGUCACAGAAAUCCAAACAAGGCCCUACCGAGUUCAAGAACGAGGUGAAGCUGAUCGCGAGGCUUCAGCACAAGAAUCUUGUGAGGAUGUUGGGUUGCUCUGUGGAAGGGGAAGAGAAGCUGCUGAUCUAUGAAUACUUGCCCAACAGAAGCCUUGAUGCCUUUCUAUUUGAUCCAAACAAGCGCGUGCAAUUGAAUUGGGAGACAAGGUUUCAGAUAAUCUCAGGGAUCUCCGGAGGCCUCCUCUAUCUCCACGAGGACUCGCUCCUCAAGGUCAUUCAUAGAGACCUCAAGGCCAGCAAUAUCUUGUUGGAUGAUGAAAUGAACCCCAAGAUAUCUGACUUUGGCAUGGCGAAGAUUUAUGUGCCUGAUGAAAACGAUGUCAACACGAAUCGAAUUGUUGGAACUUAUGGAUAUAUGGCUCCGGAGUACGCCAUGGAUGGAGUUUUUUCUGUGAAAUCGGAUGUGUACAGCUUUGGUGUUCUCCUCUUGGAAAUUAUAAGCGGGGAAAGGAACGGAAGAGCACAUCUCGAGCAACAUGGACAGAACCUUCUCAGAACAGCAUGGGAUCUGUGGAUGCAAGACAAGCCUUCUGAAUUCAUCGAUCAAUUGCUCGAUUGCGAAGUUUGCAAAGCAGUGAAAUGCAUCCACAUAGGCUUGUUGUGUGUCCAGGAAAAUGCUGAGGAAAGACCCACCAUGUCUCAAGUGGUUGUCAUGUUGAGAACUGAAGGCAUGGUGCUUCCUCAACCCGCACAACCCCCAAACUUUCAGAGGAGGACGACCCUCGAGCCAGAGGCAUCCUCGCAUACAUCAACAACAAUUCCAUCAGCUCUUCAAUCUAUCAAUGAGGUAACAGAGACUUUCGUUUUCCCAAGAUAGCAAUCUGUGAAGCAAGCUCAGAGGAUUUAGUUGUGGUGUUCAUCUGUAAGUAUGGAUUUGUUUAGAUGGAGUUGCAAUUAUUUUUUUAUUAUCAGUUGGAGUGAAUUCUGGAGUACCAUCAUGGUCACGAUGAGUGUUUGAUGUUUUCUUCAAUCCUUCACAGAACGAUAUUUUAAAAAGUUUCAGAAAUUAUAUCUAAA